ACCGUCGUGGAAAGACAUCACAUCGGACUAUACUGGGAUUUCUAAACAUCAAAAGAGCGAAAUGACAGAAUACAGGAACUUUCUUUUCCUUUUCAUCACUUCAUUGAGCGUCAUUUAUCCAUGCACAGGAAUAUCAUGGCUUGGUUUGACGAUAAACGGGAGCUCGGUGGGCUGGAAUCAGACGCACCACUGUAAACUCCUGGACGGGCUCGUGCCCGAUCAGCAGCAGCUCUGCAAGCGCAACCUCGAGCUCAUGCACAGCAUCGUGCGCGCGGCCAGGCUCACCAAGAGCGCGUGCACGAGCUCCUUCAGUGACAUGCGCUGGAACUGCUCGUCCAUCGAGAGCGCGCCACACUUCACCCCUGACCUGGCCAAAGGGACCCGUGAGGCAGCGUUUGUGUUUUCUCUGGCUGCUGCGGUGGUCAGUCAUGCCAUAGCUCGUGCCUGUGCAUCUGGAGACCUGCCCAGCUGUUCCUGUGCUGCAGCGCCGUCAGAGCAGGCGGCUCCUGAUUUCCGCUGGGGUGGAUGUGGAGAUAACCUUCGCUAUGGCCUACAGAUGGGCUCUGCUUUCUCUGAUGCGCCAAUGAGGAACCGGCGCUCAGGCCCACAGGCCUUCAGACUAAUGCAGCUGCACAACAAUGCUGUUGGCAGACAGGCGCUCAUGGACUCUCUAGAGAUGAAGUGCAAAUGUCAUGGCGUUUCUGGCUCCUGCUCUGUGAAGACCUGUUGGAAGGGUCUUCAAGACAUCAGCACCAUCUCCGCCGACCUCAAGUCUAAAUACCUGUCGGCCACCAAGGUGAUUCCGCGUCAGAUUGGCACCCGCCGGCAGCUGGUGCCCCGAGAAAUGGAGGUGAGGCCGGUUGGAGAGAAUGAACUAGUCUACCUGGUCAGCUCGCCGGAUUACUGCGCACAGAACGCCAAACAGGGGUCACUGGGGACCACAGACAGGCAGUGCAACAAGACAGCAAGCGGCAGUGAGAGCUGUGGCCUGAUGUGCUGUGGACGGGGUUAUAAUGCCUACACAGAGGUGCUGGUGGAGCGCUGCCAGUGUAAAUACCACUGGUGCUGUUACGUGUCCUGCAAAACCUGCAAGCGCACCGUCGAGAGAUACGUCUGCAAGUGACAGACCGUCUUCAUCAAUAGACCUUUUUUUUUUAGAGCCAUAAGUGAGUGGAUAAUCCUUUCCCAGGCAGGAAAGUGAAGAAAGAAGAGCCGGAGUUGAGGAAUAUGGGAUGGUGAAAGAGUUAAUGAAUGGCUGUAAACAAAGAACCCUGCAGUGAGACCCUCCAGGCUCCCCACCGAAAAACCAGAGAUAAGUAGAGGCAAAACUCAUCAACUCCGGCACUGAGGGAAAGAGACUGGGGGAAGGGAACAGACUGUGCUGGGGGAAACACUUACUUUACUGUGGUAAAACUUCAUGCGUUGAUGGCCUGCCCGGAUCGCUUUGUUUUGGUCAGAUGAAUUUCACAAGCUGGACGUGAUACACGUCAGACUGAUUAGUUCAGUUGACUUCAGAUGUUCUCUGCACUCAGUAUUGAUUUAUGAAAGCUUGACGACACUAUUUUUAUAGUAAAGUAACAUACAGCAAUGGGAGAAACGAGACUGCUUGGAAAUUAACAACUUCUAGUUGUGUGUUUAAGUACAAAAAAAAAUGUUUUGCAAAAUGCUAAUGAUUUUGUAGUCAUUUAGAGCAGAAAAUGACAAUUAGUUAAAAUAUGCAAUGUGUAUAUUAAUUUUCCAAUAUUUUAACUUCAGAUGAGUUAUUAAAUCAAUAUACAGUGGAAGAACCCUGAUUUUUGGACACAUUUGUUAUUCUGACCAGUUGUCAUUUUGAGAAAAACACUAAAUGACAAUAUUUUUUUCUCAAAUUACAGAAUAAAUCCAGAAAAACAAACAAAAAGCGCUCAGGGGUAACUCAAAUAUUUGAUCGGUGCUCUUUGGGUGAGGGAUUCAUCAAAACAUCAAAAGAAAUUAGUCCAAGGCACUCGGAAUAUGUGGGAAAUUUUAAAAAGCCUUUAUUCACAUGGCUUAAUCUUAAAAGAAACCUACGCGUUUCGGCAGAGAUCUGCCUUCAUCAGGGUAAACAGUGAUCAGGUGCGUUUAGAGUCUCUUUUGAGUACUAAGGUCACAUGACUCAUUCAAACAUCUCUACAAUACUCAAAUAAAUUAACCGACAUAGUCAACUAUCAUCAUUAGCAUAGAUAGAGGGUGACUUUAAACCAUGCACAGAUAUACAAAAAAUGCUUAAACAUGGCAAGUACAUACACACUUCCGAACACAUUUACAUGUGCACAUACACAUAUAUACACACAUGCACGUAUAAAAACAUGUACACAUAGGAAAAUACAAACACGUUCUACAAUGUAUGAUGAUAAUCAGUGGAUCAUCUAUGGAUAAACUGUUUUACAAAAAUGAAGAAAAGUCUAAUUCACCUUUUAGACCUGGGAAUCUAGUUGCUUUUAAUUUAGAUUUUAGCAUUUUACUCAAACACAUAACUAGAAAAACUAU
Danio aesculapii is the source of this 2508-nucleotide messenger RNA. RefSeq names its product wnt 11, family member 2 (gene wnt11f2). The transcript has 5 exons. NCBI's taxonomy places the organism in Eukaryota, Metazoa, Chordata, Actinopteri, Cypriniformes, Danionidae. Gene Ontology annotation, biological process: neuron differentiation; canonical Wnt signaling pathway; multicellular organism development. Gene Ontology annotation, cellular component: extracellular region. The record is from RefSeq and is a predicted model, not a curated record. Gene Ontology annotation, molecular function: cytokine activity; frizzled binding. The coding region runs from base 62 to 1123 and encodes 353 amino acids.